Molecule: messenger RNA, 447 nt
Organism: Thelazia callipaeda (thelaziosis nematode)
Lineage: Eukaryota; Metazoa; Nematoda; Chromadorea; Rhabditida; Thelaziidae
Source: the annotation of a GenBank genome assembly
UUGAUUUGUCAUGUCAGAGUGUGCGGUGAGCGGCUGGAAAAUAAGUUGCCUGAGGUUACCAGCUUGGCUAAUUUGUUUCUUAAGACAAACUGUGGGAUCAAGGUUGGGCUGGUCAACCAAGAAAUGGUGCAAACAUGGUUAGACUUGAUAAGUAAUGAGGAUGGCUCUCGAAGAAAUUACGGUGGGAAGUAUGUAGCUAGCAGGUCUCCCGACCUUAACAAAUCCAGCGAAAUUGUGCGGAUUGGCGAUAACUUCGCUAAUACCGCCUUUCGCUCGAAUGUCAUGUCAACAGUUGAAGAGGCUCACAUUCACGCUGCUCGAAAACAGAGAAAUGGUAAGUGUCGCUUAAAAGCAGCAUGCGUGAAUAGGCUGCCUUAUAAGGAAUUGAACUUGCGGCUAGUUGGCCAACAUGGCGAAGCUGUACAAUAUUUCGUACGGCAUAAAUAG